Messenger RNA from Sesamum indicum (sesame), 2958 nucleotides. Its product is annotated as putative late blight resistance protein homolog R1B-16. Lineage: Eukaryota; Viridiplantae; Streptophyta; Magnoliopsida; Lamiales; Pedaliaceae. Gene Ontology annotation, biological process: defense response to other organism. Gene Ontology annotation, molecular function: ADP binding. The record is from RefSeq and is a predicted model, not a curated record.
GGAGGAGACCAUGCUUUAACAUUUCAUGGGGAAGGUCCAACUAUAUAUCAUAUGCUAGGAUUUGUGUUUAUGAGUUUGGUUUUGAUUGUGUGAGUUGUAAUUAAGAGAUUAAUCAGAAAUGGCUUAUGCAGCUUUAAUUUCUCUUGAGCACCUUCUCCCUUCUCUUGAAAUUCCUUGUUGUCCGGAAAUCAUAGAAUCCCUUAACCAGGAUGUCAAGCACUUACAAAAACUCUUUAGAGGUUUGGAAGUAGACAUCGACAGCACAAGGUGGAAGGCUAUGGAAAGUGGAAUCAGAGAGGCAGCAUACAGAUUAGAAGAUGUACUUGAAUCAUCAGCCCUCCAUCUAUCAUCAUCUCGGCAUGAUCUCUCGCAACCAGAACUCCCGGAUGGAGUAGUACUCUUGGGCAACAAGGUGAAGGAAGAGAUUGAUUUCUUUACCGAAUCUGUGAAGAAGACAUUGGAGGAGCACUAUUACAAAGUAGACCAGUUGCCGUCGGAAGAAGAUGGUACAUCAAGAACUGAAGAUGAUUUUGAUCAUGGAAAUGAUCAGUCAAAGAUGGUUGGAUUAGAAGAUGAAGUUAGUGGAAUCAAGAAUCUGCUCAUCAACAGGUUGUCGUCGGAGCUGAAAGUUUUCGUCAUUGAAGGGAUGGCAGGCAUCGGUAAGACAACUCUAGCUAGACAAGUUUACGAACAUCCUUCGAUUUCGAGUACUUUUGAUUGUCGCCUUUGGGUCAAAGUAGGUACUAAAUGUCAAAUGAAAGAAAUCAUGCUAGGUAUUCUAGCUAAGUUGAAUCUUGACAAUAUUGAUGAAAUACAUGAGACAGAAUUGUUAGAUUAUGUUAGGAGAAGUUUGCGAGAUAGAAAGUACCUGGUUGUGUUGGACGAUGUGUGGAGCAAAGAAAUCUGUUAUGAGUUGGAAUUGCUUUUUCCAUGUAACUUAAAUGGGAGCGGAAUCUUGCUGACUACCAGGAUACAGGAUGUUGCUCGUUAUGAUGAUUCUAAUCAUCGCAUUCGGAAGAGUUUCCUGGAUAAAGAAGAUAGUUGGCGUCUUCUUCGUGGGAAGGUGUUUGGUGAAGAAGAGUCAUGCCCUCCUCAACUGGAGGAAGUUGGAAAGAGGAUUGCUGAGAAGUGUGAAGGACUUCCUCUUGCAAUCAUUGCAGUAGCCAAGCAUCUAUGUAUAGCUGACAAGACGCCUGAGUACUGGAAGGUAGCAGAGGAUGAAAUUCCAGCUAUCUUCAGUGCAGAUGAGGUAAUGUCAAAGAAACUAAUGUUGAGCUACAACCACUUACCGCAACAUUUGAAGGCGUGCUUUCUCUAUCUGGGAGUAUUUCCACAUGGUUAUCGGAUCCCUGUGUCCAAGCUCAUAAAGAUGUGGUGUGCGGAAGGAUUUCUUGAUCGACAUAAGUGGAAUAGCUUAGAAGGCACUGCCAUGGAAUGUUUGUUGGGCCUUGUGAAUACAUAUGUUGUUCUGAUCAGUGCUUUCAGCUCCAGUCUUAAAAUUAAGACCUGCAAGGUCCAUUCUGUCUUUUGGCAUUUAUGUACCAAACAAGCCGAUGAGGAAAAGCUUUUCCAUAUCAUGAAUAGUAAUGCCAAUCAACAUAUAGAAAGGCAGCGUCGGCUUUGUAUCCAUAAUAACAUCUUAUUUGGAAUCAAAGAUGUGCGCAAGUCGAUGGCAUCCGUUUCAAAUGCACGUUCGCUUCUAUGUACUGGUCCGCACCAUGAGUAUCCAGUACCAAAAUGUUUAUGUUUUAGUUUGCUGAAGGUACUGGAUGCAGCUACGAUCCGCUUCUAUGAGUUUCCAAAUGAAGUAGUAGAACUAAUUUUCUUGAGGUACCUUGCCUUCACUUAUAAUGGAAAGCUCCCGGCUUCCAUAUCCAAACUCCAGAAUCUUGAGUACUUGAUUGUUCAACAAUAUCUAAGCAUCUUAUCUUUUGAGGCUUGUCGGCCAUAUCUACCCAUGGAGAUAUGGGAUAUGCGUAAAUUGAGCCAUCUCCAAGUCAUGGGAAGUGACCUACCGGAUCCCAGUCCCGACAGUGUUCCGUUGCGUCGUCUCUCAACACUUUUAGGUAUUAGUGCUAGUAGUUGUACUAAAAAGGUUUUUGGAAAAAUUCCAAACCUAAAGAGAUUAGGAAUUCAAGUUGAAUUAGCACUAGAUGUUCCUACAAAACCUUUGUGCUGCUUUGACCAUCUUCCUUACCGACUUGAGUCACUCAAAUGUGUCAUUGUCAAUCCUAAGGUUGUCGUUGCAGAGCGGCUUCCUGUUUCAAUCUUCGAACUUCGGUAUCUCAGAAAAGUAACUUUGACUGGCCUUGGACUUCCCUGGCACGACAUGAGUAGUUUUGGCAAAUUGCCGCGGCUUGAAGUGCUCAAAUUGCGAUGCAAUGCUUGUCGAGGCCCUGUGUGGAAAAGCGAUGAAGUACGAUUCCGGGGACUUCGGUAUUUGCUACUUGAAGAUGUUGAUCUAGAGAAAUGGGAUGCCGAUUGUUUCAGCUUCCAAAUGCUCCAGUACCUGAGCAUUCGACACUGCUACAAAUUAAAGAAGAUCCCCUUGGAAAUCGGAAAGACUAUUCAAUUUCGGGGACCUCCAACUCUAAAAGGGAUCGAGUUAGUUGACUGUGGUGAGUCUGUUGUAGCUUCUGCAAAACAAAUAGUUGAUGAACAAGUGAAGCUUGGAAAUAAGUUACUUCAAGUUUAUGUCAAGUCUUCAGCGGAUGACAGGAAACUCAAGUGAUCAUGAAUAUAUAUACAGCAGCAUGGGCUCAAAAGAAUCAGAGGGUGUAGCAACUCUGGUUCAACAUUCAAGCUUCAAGGAGUAGCAGCUGCACUACACAGCAGCAGUACAACUGUAAUGUUUGGAUUUGUGUUUUGAGUGUUUUCUUUUGUGUUUUGGAGAUAGUGAUAGAAAAAUUGAGAUAAGUAAGUAUGUGGUUGAAAAUAGAUAGUAUGUUUGGAUUUGGU